Messenger RNA from Exophiala xenobiotica, 3340 nucleotides. RefSeq lists its product as uncharacterized. The transcript is spliced from 2 exons. NCBI's taxonomy places the organism in Eukaryota, Fungi, Ascomycota, Eurotiomycetes, Chaetothyriales, Herpotrichiellaceae. The coding region runs from base 87 to 3002 and encodes 971 amino acids. Gene Ontology annotation, molecular function: protein binding. Gene Ontology annotation, biological process: proteasome-mediated ubiquitin-dependent protein catabolic process. Gene Ontology annotation, cellular component: GID complex. The record is from RefSeq and is a predicted model, not a curated record.
CCGCAGGCCCAAAGAAUACACGAGUCGACAUCGACAAAGUGCAUGGAUAGUAUCACCGCUUAAUGGGUGCCUUUUAUUGACACCGCAUGGCGUUCUCUACACGCCCUACAACUACCGCGUUGCAGCCGCUACAUGACUUGCGCGCUGCUGCCGAUACAUCUGCCCACUUACAGGCCCUGAGGAAAAUAAAGAACGAGCUCAGCGGCCAUCUUUCACGCAAGAUCGAAUACAUCCACAAUGGCCUCAUUCAUCUGCUCGCAAACUCCCUUGCCAGUCUUGUUGCAACAUUGGGAAAUGCACAACCAACUAAUGACGACGGGCUGAUAUGUACCCACGUUGCGCAACUGCUGUACCUCAUUGCUCAUGAAGGGCCGGCCUAUGUACAGCCCAUCCUCGCAACCGAUGUCUCGCAAAGCCUCAUCUCGUGCCUCCUGCAGCCCCUCUCCUCAAAGACCGCGCUGGCGGUAUUGAGAUGCCUCAAUGCCAUUGCCGAUAACCUCCCACCCUCGAGUCCCAAUCAGUGGUCGCAAGAUGGCCGACUUGCCGACUUGUUGUACUCAAAAAGGUAUAUACAAUGCACUACAAAAUUCAUCAAAAUUGCGGGCGAUACAGUGCCGUCUCAGCAGGCUAGCGAUGCCAUGUUGGCUUUGCUAUGUAAAACGGUGUCACAGGAACACCAGAAACGGGCACUUGUUGAUAGCGGCAUGUUGUCCUUACUGGCUGCUCGAUUAGCAUCUUUUGUUGUCGCAGAAGGUCUCGUCCCUCCCGGUUCCGAGGCCAUGGACAGCGACAACAGCGUCUUUUGCAGUCUGCCGGAUCCCGCACCGUCUUUCGCUCAUCUGUCGCCAGUACUCGAGACGAUUUGCUUGUUGACCGAGGGAUCGAAAUCUCGCACGGCGAUGUUUCUCGCAGAUCCGGCUAUUCAAACAAUCCUGCCCGAAAUCAAGGACGAUUUCUCCCCAGGCGACAUCCGGCGAGCACCAUGGGGCGCAAGCUAUUUCUCCGGCGGUGCAGUCCCACGUUCACGCCUUCAAGGCCCCUUCGAUUCUCUUCUCCCUUUAACGCCCGUUGCCGAGAAAGCAAACUCGCCUGCUCAAUUGAGCUUUCCACCGUUAGGUGCCAUCACCGCCAUGCCCAAGCGUCGGGCAUCCUUUCUUCCAACGACAACUGAGACACCUCAGCUGAACAUGGGUCCAGAUGCCGAGGAUGUGGAAGAAAGCUCUGUCGGUUCGUGGUUACUAUACAUUGUGAGAGCGUCGCGUGGCAAGAGGCGUCUUUUGGCAGCGAGGCUGUUGGUCAGCCUUUACAGCUUGGAUUUUGUCAAGAAGGAGCGAGGAGCUUCUUUUGCCUCUCUGCUAGUACCACUGCUUACACGCAUGCUGGAGGCGGAUACCCUGAAACCAGAUCCAGUCCAGCAGAAUAACGGAGUCUACCUCAGCAACGGUUUGCACUAUGCCAAAGCGGUGCCUGGCGUUCUAGCAACAUUGAUCAUGGACGACCCAGUAAUGCAACGAGUGGCUGUGGAAGGCCGUGCUAUUGCGAAUUUAUCAACAGGUCUCAAGGCGACCUUUGACAGCCACGCUGGACGGAAAUCAGCACCGUGGCAGCCACGUAAAAGCCAAACUGCUCCACCUGAUUCAUCAGUUCCUGGCACUACAAUUGGACCUGGCGGUCCAACAUCCGCCAUCAGACGAGAGAUGGAAUACCGUGAGGGUUGCCUGCAAGCGUUGGCAGCAAUUGCACCCUUCGAGGACGAUUAUCGCAAGGAAAUAUGCGACCAAGGUGUUCUACAGCAUAUAAUGCAAGCCCUCGAGCCCUACCAGAUCCAAUAUGGUCCAGGGCAGCAGAUUGAAAUUACCGGCAACUCUGCGCCAGUCAUUCUUGCUGCUUGUGGUGCUGUGAGAGUACUGACGAGGUCUGUGAAAGCACUAAGGACGAAACUGAUUGAAGCCGAGGUUGCCAAACCGAUCAUCAGGCUGAUGAACUCGAGGAGCCCAGAAGUCCGAAUUGCUGCGACUAGGGUCCUUGCCAAUCUAGCAAUCGACUUCAGCCCGGUCAAAGAGAGCGUUGGAGAGCCCAGCGUAGUCAAGAAAUUGUGCGAGCAGGCGCAUUCUGCGAAUGCUAGGCUCCGACUAGAGUCACUGUGGGCACUUAAACAACUGGUCCUGAACGCCAGCAAGAAGCUGAAACAGGAUGUGGUCGACGAGCUUGGGCCGAGUUGGAUCAAGCUACUGAUCAAAACCGAUCCAGUCGAUAUUCCUGAAGGCGAAGUGAUUGGCCUAGUUGAGCGAGACUACCCACCACUCACGGGCUUUGGACGUUCAUCCGCCAACAUCGAUAGGUCCGACGACGUAAUAAUGGGCGAAGAAUUUGAAGGUGAAAGGGACACCCGUCCUCUCUCCGGCGGUGCCGUGGGAGACGCAGCUCUCGAUCAGACGCGCUUGGACACGCGACAUACAAGGGAGGACGACACGGACAUCCAGGCUCAACUACUAGAUCUCCUCCGCAACCUCUUCUGCGGUGAAAACGCCUCCGACCUAGUCAAGUACGUCUUUGACGAGAUGGGCCAGGAUGAUUUCUUCCGGAUCAUGCUGGACCGCCUACGUCCACGAACGCUCGCCGGCCCAACGCGCAAGGAAAACUACACGACGCCCGCGCCUGCUAGCACUGUGGUCAAGGUGCUGUACGUCCUCGUGCACAUUGGCGCAUGCGAGCCCAAGUGGCGCAAUGUGAUUGCCAGCCAGCACCCGCUGAUGAAGCAGGUGCUCACUUACGCUGGCCACGUGGACCGUGAGAUCCGCGCGCAAGUUUGCUGGAUCGCAAUCAAUCUGACAUAUGAGGAUGAUGCCAGUGAUCGGGUAGCGUGUCGCCAGCGCGCGGCCGAGCUGCAGAAGGUCGGUUUCGUGAGCCAUCUUAGACGGUUGGAAAGCGACUCGGAUCUGAAUGUCCGCGAGAGGGCGAAGAGCGCAAUGCAUUUGAUGAGCAAGUUGCUAGCUAGCUAAGGAUACCCCCUCGCCAGGUCCAUAGUGGAACAGCAGAGGAUACCUAUCGAGGCCGAAUGUUGAAGUGGCCGAGGUUUAUAAGGCCACCUUGGUGUGGUGACGCGACGCACGUUGUUGCGAGACUGUGCCACUACGGACCGCAUACGGCAUUCACGAGCUUCGUCUCCUACAAUAUCAAAGUACGCGUAAGGAACACCGCAGCGGAUUACAGAAGUUGAAGUGGCCAUAAUACCAGGUAGUGUUGUGAGCAUUGUUACCGGUAUGGCAGCAAGUCACCACUACAGUGUACUGCGUGAUAUUUGUAUACCUGCACCCAACAGAAUUAUCAGUUCUUAAUC